Molecule: messenger RNA, 504 nt
Organism: Vigna radiata var. radiata (mung bean)
Lineage: Eukaryota; Viridiplantae; Streptophyta; Magnoliopsida; Fabales; Fabaceae
Product: probable sodium/metabolite cotransporter BASS1, chloroplastic
Exons: 4
Coding region: 1-504 (167 amino acids)
Cellular component (GO): membrane
Source: RefSeq, a predicted model, not a curated record
AUGACUCCUUUUAUGACAGCAAAACUUGGUGGUAAAUUUGUGACAGUGGAUGCAUCUAGAUUAUUUGUUUCAACAUUGCAAGUUAUUCUUGUUCCUGUGCUGGCUGGUGCAUUUCUGAAUCAGUUUUUUCAACCAGUUGUGAAAUUUGUCUCUCCAAUUAUGCCACCCUUCGCAGUAACAAGUGUGGCAAUUUUAUGUGGAAAUGCUAUUGCUCAGAGUUCUUCAGCAAUCCUUGUGUGUGGUGGAGAAGUUAUUUUAGCCAUCUUUGUUCUUCAUGCUUCUGGCUUUUUCUUUGAUUACGUUUUUUCAACGUUGAUUGGGCUAGAUUUGUCAUCAUCACGAACCAUAUCCACUCAGCUCCUGUUCGUUGCUGGUGGUUUGGUGUUGCUGUGGUGCUACAUAGAAUGCGAUUGCAUUGGAGUUGGGGUUGGGGUUAAGGUUGGGGAUUAUUCGGGCUGGGUUCACAGGGAGGGAGCAGCACCUGAAGACGCGGUUGAGAGCUGA